GUCCAUAAGAACGUGUGUAUUUUAAUAUUUGACAGAUGUCGCCUGCAGUCUGUCGCGCUCUAUGUGUUCCGGCCGUCAUUCUCAUUUGACAGUUUAAUGAUUAUCUGUUUAUUUACUGUUUUCAUUGGUAUUGGUUAUGGCUGAACAACAUAAGUUGAUAUAUCCCAUUAAACAUUUUCGUGACUUUCUCGAGAAUGAAAUACGUUUGGAUGGCCGAACAUUUGAUAAAUAUCGACCGAUAGGUGUAAACAUUGCAUCUUGUCAACACUCUUUGGGGUCCAGUGCAACGAAAAUCGGAAAUUCGAACAUUUUAUGUGGCAUACGGGCAGAGUUAUCCAAACCACGAGCAUCCAAACCACUUGCUGGUUAUAUUGUACCUAACGUUGACAUGUCAUUUACAGCAUUUUCAAAAGCUUCCUCAUCGUGUAAUAAUCAAAAUGUGUCCGAAAUAUUGGAGUGUUUUAUAUAUAGAAUAUUAUAUGAAUCACAUUGUUUGAAAUUGGAAGAUUUAUGCAUACAUCCUGGAAAAUUGGUGUGGUGUCUCUAUAUCGAUAUAAUUGGUUUAGAAGUGGAUGGCGGUGUUUUUGAUGCUUCAGUUUUAGCUUGUGCCUCAGCGCUCAGCACUCUAAAUUUACCAAUAGUUACAUACGAUGAGAAAAGUGGUAAAAUAGAGAUAGGUGAUGAAAUGAAAAAGCUACAUUUAAAUAUUUUCCCUGUUGUGAGCACUUACAGUAUAUUCGACAAUGUUGUACUGGUGGAUCCCACAUAUCGCGAAGAAAGUAUUUCGAGUACGGUUUUUCAUCUCGGCGUACAUGAAGACACAAUUGGACUUUUUCAUAAAAGUGGCGGAGUACCUAUCUCAGUAAAAGAAAUACAACAAUCGGUUAAAAAUGCUGUACACAGAGAAAAAGAGAUUACAAGUCUUCUUAAUAGUUUGAAAACAAAUCAAUAAAAACGCCUAAAUUUAACAUAAAUAGAUAAUUUUGGAACAUUAAUUUAUUCGAAGGAACAAUUACAUACAUACAUAUUUCAACCUCGCGAAAUUGUGAAAACUUGCAUUCUAUUAAGAUGUAUUUUAAUUUUAUUUUAAUUGUUUUAGAAGUAUUUGUACAUAAAAGCAUAUGUAAAUUAACAUUGUAGAUGGAUAUUUAGGCAAACAAUAUAUGCAUUUAUAUGAAAACCUAAA
This is a messenger RNA of Bactrocera dorsalis (oriental fruit fly), 1186 nucleotides long. RefSeq names its product exosome complex component RRP43. Gene Ontology annotation, cellular component: cytoplasmic exosome (RNase complex); nuclear exosome (RNase complex). The record is from RefSeq and is a predicted model, not a curated record. NCBI's taxonomy places the organism in Eukaryota, Metazoa, Arthropoda, Insecta, Diptera, Tephritidae. Gene Ontology annotation, biological process: nuclear polyadenylation-dependent mRNA catabolic process; U5 snRNA 3'-end processing; exonucleolytic trimming to generate mature 3'-end of 5.8S rRNA from tricistronic rRNA transcript (SSU-rRNA, 5.8S rRNA, LSU-rRNA). The coding region runs from base 137 to 952 and encodes 271 amino acids. The transcript has 4 exons.